Bombyx mori (domestic silkworm) is the source of this 4264-nucleotide messenger RNA. Its product is annotated as macoilin-2. The coding region runs from base 155 to 2044 and encodes 629 amino acids. Gene Ontology annotation, biological process: neuronal signal transduction. The transcript has 10 exons. The record is from RefSeq and is a predicted model, not a curated record. Gene Ontology annotation, cellular component: rough endoplasmic reticulum membrane. NCBI's taxonomy places the organism in Eukaryota, Metazoa, Arthropoda, Insecta, Lepidoptera, Bombycidae.
GUCCUAAAACCCCUUAAAAAAAUGGAUGGUUGGUUAGGCUGAUUGACAACAAAAGACAUUAUUUUGCUAAUGAUUGUUGAUUUAAAUGAAUAUAUUUAAAUUAGUACCGUAAAUCAAAAGCCUGUAUUUAAGCUAUACACCGUGGAUAAAAAAUAUGAAGCGGCGAAAUGCCGAACCUGGAAAGAUCCGGCGCCCCAUGAAGCGCACUAAAAUUACCGAAGGAAUGUACGGAAACUCCAUGUUAUAUCUGAAGUUUGUAAUGUUGUGGGCGACAGUAGUGAUGGUAGACUACAUGCUGGAGUUUAGAUUCGAGUUCCUCUGGCCCUUCUGGAUGAUGCUGAGAUCAGUUUAUGACUCCUACAAGUACCAGGGUCUUGCAUUUUCAAUGUUCUUCAUAUGUGUAGCCUUAACUUCAGACAUGAUAUGUUUCUUCUUCAUCCCGGUGCAGUAUAUAUUUUUUGCUGCAAGUACCUAUGUGUGGGUCCAGUACGUGUGGUACACAUUCGCGGAGAAGGGCGUGUGCGUGCCGACCGUGGCCAUGUGCUGCGCCGCCGUGUACGUGGAGGGCGCGCUGCGCGGCGGGGAGCGCGGGGGCGAGCUGUGCCGGCCGCUGGCGGCGCACUGCGUGGGCUACCCCGCCGUCACGCUGGGCGUGGGGGUCAAGGCCUACGUGGGCCAGCGGCUGCGGCUGCGGCGGCAGCGCCAGGUGCGCGCGCUCAACGACUUCUACUUCCAGCUGAUGCGGGACGCGCUGCCCGAGCUCGCGCCUCACCAGAGUCAAACACAGUCUUCUACCAAAGAAGCGGAGUCGAGUACGACGGGAACGUCCCCCGGCGCGCCGGACGCCGCCGAGCCCAAACACAUGAACGGCUCCUUGCGACGUCGCAAUGGCAAACUAGAAAUCAACGGACACUGUCCACUCGAACAUGCCAAUCUACAUUUUAAGUUAGAGAGAUUAGAGAAGCACUUGGCGAACCAGACGCAGACCCGCGAACGAGACAAGUGUCCGCACGCAGGGGCGCCCGCCAGCGCGUCCGCCAGCGCGCCCGCCGGCACGCCCGCCGGCACGCCCGCCGGCACGCCCGCCGGCACGCACGCCACGCCCGCAGCCGCGCCCGCCAGUGCGCACGCGCUUAGUAACGGCUCGCCCGCCGGCCUCGUCCCGCCAACUGACGAUGAACACAAACAUGAUCAUAGUAAAGGAGCUGGAAAAACUUCUAAAUUUGAAAAAAAAGAGGUCAGUAGUACAUUAAAAGAAGAGAGAAGAAGAAACAGAAACAGAGAUAAGGAUAAGGACAACAUCGAUAGUCAUAAGGGAACAGAGCACGCUAGAGAACAUUUAUCAAAAGAUAAAGACUUAGAAAGUACAAAGGAUAAUUUCAAAGUCAGAGAAUAUAACAGUAUAAAAGAGAGGGAGAGAGAGAAGGAAAGAGAAACGAGGGAACGAGACAGAGAGAAGGAACGAGAACGCGAUCGAGAACUCGAAACGUGCCUGGAGGAGUUGCGCCGCGCCCGCUGCGAGCUGGACAGCGCGCGCGCCGCCGAGACGCACGCCCGCCGCGCGCUGCUGGCCGCCGACCGCCAGCGCCGCGCCACGCUGCAGCACAAGGUGGCGCUGGAGCGGCGCCUGGGCGACGAGAAGCGCGCGCGCGUCGCCGCCGAGGCCGAGCUGCCCGCGCUGCGCCGCGACCUGCAGCGCGCCGACGACUCGCUGGCCGCGCUGCAGCGCGAGCUGGCCCGCGCCACGGAGCAGCUGCGCGCGCUGGAGGCGGCGGGCCCGGGCGCCGCGGGGCUGCAGGCGCUGCAGGAGCGGGCGCUGCACCUGGAGCGCGCGCUGUCGGCCGAGACGCGCGUCAAGCUGGACCUGCUGUCCGCGCUGGGGGAGGCCAAGCGCAACAUGCACAUCCAGGAAGGGCUGAUAUCCCGACAAGAGAAGGAGAUAUCCGAGCUGAAGGCGCAGAUGGUGGCGGUGAUGCCGCCCGAGUUCGUGCUGGACCCCGCGGCGCCGGUGUACAUGCCGCGACAGCUCGCCUCCGAUGUGUGAGCGCCCGUGAGCACCGACGCCACUCGCCGUUCGUGCGCGCUGAAAGCUCAAAAUUCUACCGAACGUGAUUUCUGAACAUUCAUUUUAAAACAAAGUUUAAGUUUGUCUCCAUAGUCAUUAGGCCGAAGCCGACGCGGAACUCGGCCGCGCCGCGGGACGCCUGGCGACUGUGGCCCACGGACCUCAUUUGAUUUCGUUGUACCAAACUGUUGUCGCGUGCUAAAGUCACUGUUUUGUUGUAUUUGAUGAUUAUUUUUAAGAAUCGAGAAGCUCUCGUCCGGCGUCCUGCGCUCUCGAGCUGCGCGCCCGCGACCGACAUGUGGGUGCUACGUCGCUACAGAGCUUUUAUUUUCUUACAAAAAGUAAUAACUAAUAAUGAACACCUUUCAACUUUAUUUGUAUUGAUAAACUCAUUGGGCGUAGCGGCCGCGCGCGCGCCCGCACUGCGCCCGCACCGCGCCCGCACACAGCUCGGGUGCACACUUACGUCUUCAUAAUGUUGUCGACACAGAAUUGCUGAAAUGCGAAUCGGGACGGACGUAAUGCUUGAUGGCAAUCCUGUCUUCUGUGUCUAAAGCGGUUCGAAUUAACGUGUUCUUUUCAAAUUUAUGUGAUACGAAUUGUACAAAUUUAAAAUCUAAAUCGUCUAUUAGGCCGACUGUUGUGGUUUCUUUCGCGAGCGCGGGCUCGCAGUCCCGGGCCAGGUCGCGCCGGUCGUGUUGGCCGCGGAACGUGGAACUUGAUUUUAAUUAAUCGAGAAUUUAAUAAUUGUUCAAUUCGUUUUAUUGAGGAAGAUAGAUCUGAUUUUUAUAACGAAAGUGGGAAUGUUUUUUUUUUACUAGGAUUUAUUUCAAUAAACGAAAUUAAAACAACAUGCGUGUCAUGUCGGACGCGGCCUCGGCGCCGGCACCACAUCUGCAUGUAGCUAAUACUUCAGCACGACGCUUGUUCUGGUCGUGUGUCAUGUCGCUGCCAUCGGGUUUGGAUUCUCUAGCUCGAUGUGUGACAAGACAAAAGUGUUUUGCUGACAUUCUGCGGCGCAAGACACUAGAGACACUAGGUGGCGCGACAUUAUGUGAUUUUCAAGCGGGAAAAACUUUAUUUUUUAUUUCUUAUUUCGAUCAAAAGCUAAACUUUUUUUCCGAAGCCGGAUUAUGCUGCCCAUUAAUCUGUCGCCCGUCGACUAAGUAGACUGCGAGCCCAGCGCGGAGGCCGGGGCUCCUGGGUCCGGACGUACUUUCCGAACGAAGGAAACUUGACGGUCGCCAAUUAAUAUAGUUUUUAACACCUUUACAGGUAUUGACUCAUUUUGUUUUUGACUUUCAUAUUUUAAUGUCAAAAUGAAAAAUGUGUAGGAAAUUAUUAUAAUUGAAAAUGUAGAUUCUGUUUUGGAAAUGGAUUCAAGAUCCGAUAUUCGUCAAAUUUACUGUCGAUAAAACGUCAUUGUUGUCUGUUGGCACACAGAGCGGCCCUGACGUUCUCCCGGCCCUCCGCUGCUAAUAUCACGACACUCACUUCACCAGAUAAAUUUGACCCUAUUAUUCUUAAUUUUUGGAAAAAUUACAAACAUAGAAUCUCUUUUGUAGUAACUGUGUGAAAUGAAUUCACAAAUUUCCUACUAAUGUUAUAAUUCUACCAGCACCCAAUAAUUGAAUUUGACAAAUACACAUUACUAUUAUACAAAUGAUUUAAAGUUAAAAUAGCACCAGAGCACAGAGGGGCCGGGCUGGUCGGUCACGACACGGCUGUAAGUAUUCUGCAGACUGCGUCCACCGACCUGCGUCUAACAGUAGUUUAAGUUUUACUUGCAGACUGUACUACCCUCGAAGUGCAACUUCCUUUUUGUUUGUAACGUGAUUGUGAAAGGUACUUACUUAAUUUAGUUUUAGAUUUAACCGGAGAUUAACAGUGUCGUGUAACAGAAUUGUCCUACGUCAUCACAGUGUAAAGACAAAGUGAGGGACGAAAUUCUUUAUUUUUGUUAACAAAAUAGUGCUGGAGCUCAAUGUGCACGGAGCGCAAUGUGCACGCAGCACAAUGUGCACGGAGCGCAAUGUGCACGCAGCGCAAUGUGCACGGAGCGCAAUGUGCACGCAGCGCAAUGUGCACGCAGCGGUGACAACGGACAGCACCGGCAGAGUGGUCCUCCGCGCGGGACGUCCACUGUGUCGGUUUGCGAAGUGAACGGAUGCUGGUACAGCAAUAAAACAAUCAGGUUUA